AUUGUCGGGACAUGCCUGCUAGUAAUGCUCUUCUGCCCUAUAACAUCACUGAUGAGGGACACCUCUGCAUGCGUCUCAAACACCGGAAUGCGUAAUUAUGUGUCGAGGGACGUCAUUUUAGAGGACAAGACAUUGUUGAGAUUCCGAUGAGAAGAGGAGAUAUAUUUAAGAGAGGCUUCUUUCCACUAAUUCUAGAGUUGUUCAUCUGCAAUCUACAAGAUCUCAACGCGCCUCAAAACAAAUCUUAAGACACAAGCACCACACUACCAAAACUAUAUCCAACACCACCACCCACCGACCAUCAUCAUGAACAACAACAAGAACAACAACCCCGCCGGCAACGUUGGCGAGACCGUUGGAGGAGGUCUCAACUUCCUCACUAGCACCGUUGGCAACACCGUCGGUGGUCUCGGCCGCACAGUCGGCAACGUUACUGGAGCCGCAACUCGUGGUCUAGGCGACACUGUCACCGCCGCGACUGGCGACGCUGGCCGCCCUCUCGGCGAUGGAAUCGGCAACCUUGGCACUGGAGUCCAGGGCGGGCUCGACAGCAUCUCCAAGGGUGUCGAGAACGCUGGACAGUGGAAGAAACAGUAAACAAUCACAAUGAUAUCACGAUAACUUUGGGAGUUGAGGAGGAAUGUAAUUAUUUGGGACUAUCACGACGGAAUGUAGGAUUACGAUUUUAGUUAAUAUGAACACAAACUUCCAUUGAGCUUAACAUCCA
Molecule: messenger RNA, 727 nt
Organism: Fusarium odoratissimum NRRL 54006
Lineage: Eukaryota; Fungi; Ascomycota; Sordariomycetes; Hypocreales; Nectriaceae
Exons: 2
Coding region: 307-597 (96 amino acids)
Source: RefSeq, a predicted model, not a curated record